AUGGAAUUCUGGGAUUCACUUGGCUUUUUAAUCAUCACUCUCAGCUACAAUGUGACCAUUAUAGGGAAAAUUUGGUUAACUCUUGUGAUAUUGCUGAGACUGAUGGUGAUCUUCUUAGCGGCAUACCCUCUCUACCAAGAUGAACAGGAACGUUUCAUCUGCAACACCUUGCAGCCGGGAUGCGCCAAUGUGUGUUAUGACAUGUUUGCUCCAGUGUCCCACUUUCGGUUCUGGCUCAUUCAGGCCGUGUCUGUCCUGCUCCCUUACACCUUGUUUGGUGUCUAUGUUUUGCACCAGGUGGCCAGGCAGGUUGUGAAGACAUAUUCCUUGCCUUAUCGUCAGUACAAAGAGAUCAAAGAUACCACGGGCCACAAAGCUCCAAAGAAAUCCUCUAAAGGUGCAGCAAGGCGAAGAGUCUCCUGUGAGGCCAAUGAAAUGGAUAUUCCAGAUUUUUCAGGAGCAUACAUAGUUCACCUUCUUGUGAGAAUGCUGAUAGAGGUUGGUUUUGGAGCCAGUCAUUAUUAUCUCUUUGGAUUCCUCGUUCCAAGACGGUUCUCCUGUUACCAUUCCCCUUGUACCAGUACUGUUGACUGCUACAUCUCGAGGCCCACGGAAAAAUCCAUCAUGAUGCUUUUCAUCUGGGGCCUUAGUGGUUCCUCUUUUCUCCUUAGCAUCGUCGACCUGAUCUUUUCCUUCCGAACCAACGCCGUGAGAAAUCGCAGGAAUAAAAUGCUGUUGGAAAGGGUUAGGAUGGAGGAGAACUGUGGACUUGGCCCACACUGUGGGGAUAAGCCAAACAAAGAUUUGUUUGGCCACGGGGGCCUUCCCAUCACUGAUAACUGUGCCAAUGGAGGUCCCUGUUUGCUUGGCUGUGAUGGUCUCUCUUUUCAAUCCAAGCUCUCAUCCCAGAAAACUGUUGGCUGUAACCCCAACAGUAGUGGCAAGAAGUCAUGUAUUGCGGCCACUAGUCAAGAUGGCAAGGGGGAGCCUUUACGUGGGAGUGAGCAGCAAGCGGUUUCGUGUGAGCACUCCAGAUGCGAUCAGCACUCGUGCUCCUUCAAAGGGACCUCGUCGUUUAAAUCCCAGGAAGGAUGCCCUCAUGGCAUUCAUUCAUCUGCCAGUUUCAGCAGGCCCUCGGUUCAUUAUUCUACUCUUGAGAGGAAGGCUUCAGACAUUCAGUCUGUCUGCAGCAGUGCUGGGUGUUCGAGAUCUAAAAAAUCUGAAUGGGUGUAA
This is a messenger RNA of Hemicordylus capensis (graceful crag lizard), 1233 nucleotides long. RefSeq names its product gap junction protein delta 4 (gene GJD4). NCBI's taxonomy places the organism in Eukaryota, Metazoa, Chordata, Lepidosauria, Squamata, Cordylidae. Bases 1 to 1233 code for a protein of 410 amino acids. Gene Ontology annotation, biological process: cell communication. The record is from RefSeq and is a predicted model, not a curated record. Gene Ontology annotation, cellular component: connexin complex. The transcript has 2 exons.